Messenger RNA from Aspergillus oryzae RIB40, 1602 nucleotides. RefSeq names its product M14 family metallopeptidase. The coding region runs from base 1 to 1602 and encodes 533 amino acids. The transcript is spliced from 2 exons. Gene Ontology annotation, molecular function: metallocarboxypeptidase activity; zinc ion binding. NCBI's taxonomy places the organism in Eukaryota, Fungi, Ascomycota, Eurotiomycetes, Eurotiales, Aspergillaceae. The record is from RefSeq and is a predicted model, not a curated record. Gene Ontology annotation, biological process: proteolysis.
AUGAGAACCGCUGCCUCUACAGGUCUCUUCUUAGGCCUUGCCUCUAUGGCGAGUGCUGUUAUGUAUGGAUACAACCACGUUCCUCUCAUAAAGGACACUGAAAUAGUUGCCGGUGCCUUCGAGAACGUCAAUGAUAUUGAACUCCUGUCCCCAGCCUUUUUGACGCCCAAUGUCCGGCUUCCUGGCUUCCCUAACGGCACUCAAGGGCCGUCUUCUCAAGAUGACAUGGAGGCAUUCCUCGAGCAACUGGCCGAACGCAACGAUUACAUGACCUAUCGCACCGCUAACUUCACCUCGGAAGAGGGCCGCUCUUUCCCCUACGCCCACCUCUCCGCUGGUCACUCCGUCUCUAAAGUGCGCGUGUGGAUCCAGGGCGCCGUUCAUGGUAACGAACCCGCUGGCGACGAGGCCACACAGGCCCUCCUGGGCAAGUUCGACGGCGACCAGGAGUGGGCUGCCUCCAUUCUUGACAAGCUAGAGCUGGUCGUUCUGCCGAGGUAUAAUCCCGAUGGCGUUUUCUACUUCCAGCGCACUCUAGCGACCAACUAUGACCCUAACCGCGACCAUAUCAAGCUUGCUCGCCAGCAGACGCGUGAUAUAAAACAGCUCAUGAACGAAUUCAAUCCUCAUGUUAUAGUCGAUAUGCACGAGUACUUUGCUGGGUCGCGUUUUGGCGACGGGCAGUAUGUCCACGGCUGCGACGGCCUGUACUCGGCCGCCAAGAACCUCAAUAUCAAUGAGGGUAUCCGCAAACUCUCCGAGGAGCUCUUUGCUAAGAAUAUUGCCGAAGAUAUGAAUGCCGCCGGUAUGCGCGCCGAGCCAUACGUUACCGGCUCUUCUGCUGCUUCGGGUUCCAACUUCGUCGCCGACUUCGCCGAGGCGGGAACUGACGGCAAGAUUGGUCGCAAUGCUAUGGGAUUAACCCAGGCUGUCGUCUUCCUUCUUGAGAUGCGCGGCAUUGCAAUCGCUGACCAGGAGUUCCAGCGACGCACUGCCGCCGGUCUGACCAUGCUGGGCAGUAUUGUCCAGACUGCUGCCGAUAAUGCUGAUGAGGUUCUCCAGACCGUCGAGGACGGCAUCAAAGAGUUCAUAGCAUCGGACGACGAUGUUAUCGUCACUGAUUACAGCAAGACUGAGAUCCGCCCCUUCGCUAUGGUCGACGUUAAGAAUGGUAGCAUAGUAUACCCUCCUGUACGCUUCGCAUCAACGACACCCUCCUUCGCUAACCUCACUCGCUCCCGCCCUGAGGCCUACCUGAUACCAGUGGCUUGGGCCGACCUCGCCGAGCGGCUUAAGGUGUCUGGUUUGGAAGUAGAGACGCUGGACAAGCCGUUUGAGGGGACGGUCGAGGCGCUAACUAUCACAUCCGCCGAGGUGGACACCUCCUAUUAUGAGGGCGUGAUUCGCGUGACAGUGACGACGGAGACCAGUGAGCGCGAGGUAAGGCUACCGGCGGGUAGCUUUCGCGUGAGCACAAGACAGAAGAAUGCGGCGCUGGCGAUGGUGGCGCUGGAGCCGGAGAACAUUGACUCCUACGUCUCGUUCAAUAUUGUGCCAGUGGAGGAGUCAGAUGAGUACCCAAUCUUCAGGAUAACGUCUUAG